GUAGUGUUGGCGCCGCCGCGCACGACCUUUUUCAACAGCAGCUGCACACUAGAAAAGGGCAGCCUAGAGGUCUUAUUUACGUUUCUACUGUGAUUGACACGCGAACGCUCGCUCAUGGCGAGUACCUCCUCAACUCUCGAAAGCUUGGCAAAGUGGACGGCGUCAGAGAAGACUCGGCAGGAGCGUCUUUACGCCGUCACAGUGGCCGAAGAAUCUCUACUGUUACAUAUGCUGGAAGAAAGCAUGAUGCGCGAACGAUUAGAGCAGCGCUUCCGGCACGAACGCGCACUUAUAGAGCUGAACUUGGAAGAGUCUGCACCACAGCCGUUGCUUCGUGUUAGCCCUCAUCGAGACGCUCUGUCACGUCUGUGUCUCACAGCUUUAGACAAGGAUGAGCCGCUUCCGUUUGACAGUAUUGAUCGGUUGACGAAUGAAGAAGUUGAACAGAUCUGGCAGAAAGAGAAACGCAAGCUCCAGCAAAAAAUCCUCUCCGUGAGCGACCGCGUCCGAAAGCUGUGUAAGUGA
Leptomonas pyrrhocoris is the source of this 525-nucleotide messenger RNA. RefSeq lists its product as hypothetical. NCBI's taxonomy places the organism in Eukaryota, Euglenozoa, Kinetoplastea, Trypanosomatida, Trypanosomatidae. The transcript has a single exon. The record is from RefSeq and is a predicted model, not a curated record. The coding region runs from base 115 to 525 and encodes 136 amino acids.